CUGAUUAUAAUUCUAUACAGGCUCUAAAUUUUGGUUCUCCAAAUUUCCCAAAAUUCAUUCAUCUUCUUUCCAUCUUCUCUGCCGCUGCCUUUCUUUUCCCGUAGGCCUUCCUCCUCAUCCUCAUCUUCUCCCGUAGCCGCUGCAUCUCCAGAUUCGAUCUUGAUUUCUUCCGUAGUAGCUGCAUCUCCAGGUUCGAUCUUGAUCUUCUCCCGUAGCCGCCGUAGCCGCUGCAUCUCCAGGAGAUUAGUCAACUUUGUAUCUUCAAGAACUCUGCAAAGAUUACUGCUUAUUUUGCAAUGUAUUCUGGUUGAAAUGGUUGCAAUUUGAUUCUGUGACAAGUUUAUGUUGUGGCUGCUUUCGUAGUGGAGGCAGUCUUUCUUACCGGAUUUGUCGUAGCUGAAAACCGUGCUUCUUGCCUGAAACGAUUUAAUGGAACAAAGUUUAGGUCAAGAGUCUGUUCCUGGUUUUGGGUCACUUGACAAGUCUAAGGUUUUAGAUGUAAGGCCUUUGAGACGUCUUGUUCCGUUGUUCCCGUCAGCUUCUAAUAAUACUUCAUUUUCAACUCCACAAGGUGCUGCUCCUUUCGUUUGUGUUUCUCCUGCUGGCCCUUUCCCACCCGGGGUUGCCCCAUUUUUUCCGUUCUUCAUUUCGCCGGAGUCGCAAAGGCCACUUGAACAAAAUCUGCAAACACCAAGUGGUAAUGCAUCUUUUGUCUUCAACAAGCCAAUAUCAAAUGCAGUCCCAAUUAAUUCAUUUAGGACGCCUCCAUCCGCAGACGCUAAUGGAGAUACGAGGACAGCAAGAAGGCUUGCUCGAAGUCGUGGUCAGCCACAAUCCCAAAGUGGGAAUGCAGAGGAAGAUGGUUUUGAUGGAGAAAAUACAAGGAAGGUAGGGAGCUCAAGGAGUAAGUUCCGGUCCCAAAAGAGGACAAGGGGUGGCCAGGACAUUAAUGUUGCUUUGCCUGAUGUUGACAUUGAUGCAAUAAUUGAUAAUGUUCUUACAACAUAUACCAAUACAUUCCAACAAACUGAUGGUGACAGGGAAUCAGUUGUAUAUGCACUCACGUCCUAUGACUUGGUGCGAAGAAGGAUUACACAAAUUGAAGAGAUGAAGGAAAGAAUACCAGGAGCCCCAAGAACAGGACGCCCUGAUCUAAGGACAGGAACACUCUUCAUGAAUAAGGGAAUUAGGACAAAUGCCAAGAAGAGGAUUGGUGCAGUGCCUGGUGUUGAAGUCGGGGAUAUUUUCUUUUUCCGAAUGGAACUGUGCUUGGUUGGGUUACAUGCUCCAACUAUGGGUGGAAUUGAUUACAUGGGAGUCAAGAACAGUACAGAGGAAGAGCCCUUAGCAUUGAGCAUUGUUUCUUCUGGAGGAUAUGAGGAUUCUGUGGAGGAUUCGAAUGUGUUGAUAUACAGUGGCCAAGGUGGUAAUGCUAGCAAUGAUUUCAGGAGAGAUAAGGAAAUGAAGGAUCAGAAGCUUGAAAGGGGUAAUCUUGCUUUGGAGAAAAGUUUGCAUCGGGGUAAUGAUGUCAGAGUAAUUCGAGGUUUAAGGGAUGUAUCUAAUCCAACCGGGAAGGUAUAUGUCUAUGAUGGUCUAUAUAAAAUUCACGAAUCAUGGGUCGACAAGGGGAAGAGUGGUUGCAAUGUAUUUAAGUAUAAAUUGGUAAGGUUACCUGGCCAGCCUGAAGCAUUUAACAUUUGGAAAUCAAUUGAACAGUGGAAAGAAGAAACUACUACUACAAGGGUUGGACUUAUAUUGCCUGACCUUACUUCCGGAGCUGAAAAUUUACCUGUUUCUCUCGUAAAUGAUGUUGAUUGCGAGAAAGGCCCUGCACACUUCACAUAUAUUUCUAGCCUGCAGUAUUCUAAACCGGUGAAUCUUACAGAAUCCUCUGAUGGAUGUCUCUGUAUUGGCGGGUGUCUCCCUGGUAAUUCCAAUUGCUCUUGCAUUAAGAAAAAUGGAGAUUUUCUCCCAUAUACUGCAAAUGGGCUUCUUGUGAACCAAAAAUCCUUACUGCAUGAAUGUGGUCCAUCCUGUCAGUGCCCUCCUAAUUGUCGGAAUCGAGUGUCUCAAAGUGGCCUGAAAGUUCGUCUGGAGGUGUUUAGAACUAAGGAUAAAGGUUGGGGUCUGCGGUCUUUGGAUCCCAUCCGUGCUGGUUCUUUGUUAUGUGAAUAUGCAGGACAAGUUCUUAAUAUUUCUGGGGUAGAAGAAAUGGGGGGUGAUUAUGAAGACGAUUACAUUUUCGAUGCUACUCGUACCUGUCAGCCACUCGGGGUUCUGCCUGGUGAUUCUGCUGAGACUUCAAAGGCCCCAUUUCCUCUAAUUAUAAGUGCAAAUACUGAUGGAAAUGUUGCUCGUUUUAUGAAUCACAGCUGUUCUCCAAAUGUACUUUGGCAGCCAGUCUUAAGGGAAAACAAAAAUGAGUCUGACCUCCAUAUUGCGUUUUAUGCGGUUGGACACAUACCUCCUAUGACAGAGUUGACAUAUGAUUAUGGGAUGGUCCCUCAAGAGAAAGCAUACCAUAGGAAGAAAGUGUGCCUUUGUGGGUCAAUAAAAUGCAGAAGCUUCUUUUACUAAUGGGUGUACCAUAUGAGGAUAAACUUUGAUAAAUUAUGCUUCUAGAAAAAGUUGGUUUGUAUUACUUUGGCAGAAAGAAGGGGGUGAUGCGGUAUGUGUUUCCGUUUGCUGUUUUCAUUACCUUGGAAGGCAUCUGGUUUUCAGGACCUAAGCCCCAUGUGCUUGUGCACAGGGUUAUAAGUGCAUUUGCUCUAGGGCAUGCACCGGCUUCCUUGUGUGCGCGGGCUCGUGUUUUCCUUCAGGCCCCAAGCUUGUUAGACCGGAGACUGGUGAUGGUUACUCAAGUCAUUUUAUCGUACAAAAUCAUAUUGUCCAUUAGUCCAUCUUUGAGAGCAUGUAAGCGAGGUUCAUAGUUGCGGUUUGUAGAGCUUCUUCUGGUGGAAGAGGAGGUUGUUGUGACUUGUACCCUAGGAGUAGGAGGUUAGUACUUACUGCUUGGGCAUUUGUACGACGAGGUCUGCUUUAGGUGUGUGGUUUCAAAUUCAAGGGGUAAUUUAGUGUCUACGAUUCUACGGUACAUUUUAAUAUUAGCGGGCGAAUAAAAUGAUUUAGUGUUUUGCUUGGCCUCUCUCGCUCACUGAUUCUCUCUUGGUGAGUUUGGUUCGUCGACUAUAAUGGGGCAAGGACAGUAGCAGAAAUUCUGUAUGAGUUAUUUUGUGCUAGUUUUAUUACUUGGAAAUGAUGUAUCUACAUGUCGUUUUCAAUUGUCACAGUUGGGUUAUGUC
Molecule: messenger RNA, 3302 nt
Organism: Pyrus x bretschneideri (Chinese white pear)
Lineage: Eukaryota; Viridiplantae; Streptophyta; Magnoliopsida; Rosales; Rosaceae
Product: histone-lysine N-methyltransferase, H3 lysine-9 specific SUVH1-like
Exons: 4
Coding region: 430-2577 (715 amino acids)
Cellular component (GO): nucleus
Molecular function (GO): protein binding; zinc ion binding; histone methyltransferase activity
Source: RefSeq, a predicted model, not a curated record